AUGAAUAACUCGGCCAAAGGCGUAAAGUUCGUCGGCUCUGACGCUUCAGGACUGCCAUUGAAGCGGAAGCAAGUUCAGCAAGCAUGUGAUUCCUGUCGCAAGAAGAAGAAACGAUGCAUCCAUGCCGAGCCACCAAACUCGGAACCCGGUGAAGCGGCUGGGGCAUCAUCGCCCAGUAAUGAUGGCCCAGGCUCAGGGUCGCCCACGAAGCAACGUAAUUCGACAUCAGCUGCUCCAGAUGCCGGCCUGAUCCUAUCCCCUUCCCGUCGGGAAUCCGACGCGAAGACGGACGCCCACGGCGGUCAGACAAGAUUUGUCGGUGACCUUAACCCGGAAGGCAUGUUCACCGAGGCCGCCGACUCGGAAUCAAUAGCCAACCCAACGCAAAAAGCCGAAGUUGGCGUCUGGCUCCCAUCUGGAGAUACAUCUUCGGGCCAGGCCUCAAAUAGCGUGGUGUCUCGGCCGGCCGCCAUGAUCGACAAGGUACUGCUGCCUUUCGUCAAGCAGAACUGUCUCACUUGCGUUCCCCCAGAGAAAGACUUCAAGCACCUCCACAGGGUCUACCGCGAGAAGAUCCACCCCAUCUUCGCACUCGUCCCUGAGGACCUUUUAGUCGAUGGGGAUUCACCGGCGGCAAUCGUCAUGCGGCAAGUUGUCUCUUUGGCGGCUGCUUCCGACCCAGAGAUGAAGAGUCAUCUCCGCCUUGCAAACCAAGGGAACAGGAAAUUGCCCUACCAUGACUUCCAUCAGCACCUUUCUGGUUCAAUCCGGACAAUCCUGGAAACGAGUUUGAUCACGGACCGGACAAUUCACAUUCGUGCACUUUGCAUGUUGUCCCUGUACGUUCAGCCGUCAGGAGCUGACGAGGCGGAUUUGCCUGCACAACUUGGCGCUAGGGCAGUUCACCACUCACAGACUCUCGGUCUGCAGCUUUUCCACACCAGUGACGAUGCUCUAGAUACCCUUUUUUGUGCCGUUUGGGCGCUUGAUCGCAUCAACGCCGCUGCUUACGGACGGCCGUCUGUCAUUCACGAACGAGAUAUUGGUCCCGGCCUUGAGGACUGCUUCCGGAGGCAGGCUCCGUGCUUCCGCCUCUUCCUCUCCGUUGUUCAGUGGUUAGACAAGGUCAUUGAAUUAUAUCGUCCCGGAGUUAUCGCACAAUCUCUAGAGACGAAACCAUUCAUCGACCUUCCUGUCUUGGAGCCGAUGAUUCUCGAGGCCGGGGCGUUGCAGGUCCCUACUCCUCUACUUGCAACGAUCGAGGUUUUCUACCAUGCCGUUAUUAUUCUAUCAUGUCGUCUGCCCAGGCCCGGCCCGCCAUCGAAUUAUGCCCAGAUAAUACCGCCGGCAUCGGCCAAUGCACGUCGUUCUCUCGCCGCUGAGCGCAUCUCCUCAGCUAUUCGACGAGAUCAUCUCAGCCCCGUGCCUCUCGUCCCGUACGCCCUUUCUCUUGCUCUGAGUGUCGAGUACCGCAAGAUGCGUCACAGCGCCCUCCCCAUGUUCCGUACGCGGGCUCGAGGCGCAUUCAAGUCCAAUUCGGAGCUUAUGAAGCGCUUCGGAGACGUCUUCUGGAGCGCCAAAGUGGUGGCCAGCUUGGGAGAACGCAUUCUUAGAGAGAUGGAGCGAGCUGCCACUUCGCUUGCGGCGGGGGCUGCAGUACCACAGGUUUCCCAAGCAGACGUGUCUGCCAAUGGAAGAGUCGAGGAUCUUAUGGCUGCGCCAGCGGCGCAAGAUGCCGUACCUCAAGUUCCUCUGGCGACCACGACAUCUGCGUUUCCCAAUCUGGACACUUUCGACUUUUCGGCCGUUGAUGCUAUUCCGCACGUGGACGUUUUUGGUCACUUUGACCCAAACUUUAAUCUUCCUGCGGUCGACAACGUGUUGGAAGCGAACCUAGAUAUCGGAAUGCCUCUCAACUGGAGCGAGUGGGACCAGUUCACCGGUUGA
Colletotrichum karsti is the source of this 1947-nucleotide messenger RNA. RefSeq lists its product as uncharacterized. Gene Ontology annotation, biological process: regulation of DNA-templated transcription. Gene Ontology annotation, molecular function: zinc ion binding; DNA-binding transcription factor activity, RNA polymerase II-specific. The record is from RefSeq and is a predicted model, not a curated record. Lineage: Eukaryota; Fungi; Ascomycota; Sordariomycetes; Glomerellales; Glomerellaceae. The transcript has 4 exons. Bases 1 to 1947 code for a protein of 648 amino acids.